Stereum hirsutum FP-91666 SS1 is the source of this 1458-nucleotide messenger RNA. RefSeq names its product MFS general substrate transporter. The transcript is spliced from 20 exons. Gene Ontology annotation, molecular function: transmembrane transporter activity. The record is from RefSeq and is a predicted model, not a curated record. Bases 1 to 1458 code for a protein of 485 amino acids. Gene Ontology annotation, biological process: transmembrane transport. NCBI's taxonomy places the organism in Eukaryota, Fungi, Basidiomycota, Agaricomycetes, Russulales, Stereaceae.
AUGGCGGACACGAACGAGAAGAAGGCCGUCCCUCAAGAGGAUGUCGAUAUACAGGAUAUCAACACAUUGGAAGCCCAGACCUUGACGAAACCUAUGGGAAAAUGGGAGGCAUUCUACAGAGGGACAUUGUUCCAGAUGUUGGUCACUGGUGCAGUCGCCUUUGCGGGACCUGCUAUGAGCGAUGCACUCAGCGGAUUGGGUGGCGGAGGUCUCGCCACGCCCUACACUGCUAAUGCUGGAAGCGCUGCCAGCUACAGUAUGAUGGCUGUAACAUGUUUGUUCGGUGGGCCGUUGAUCAACCGUCUCGGAGUGAAGUGGUCGCUGGCACUUGGAGCAAUGGCUUUUCCUUUGAACGGCUCGUCGCUCUAUGUCAAUAGCAAGUAUGGAAUCCAGUGGUACUUGAUCUUCGGUCAUGCUGUUUCGGGGCUCGGUACGGGUCUGUGGUACGUCGCCGAAGCUGCAAUUAUCUUGUCCUACCCAGAACCAGGUCGCCGUGGUCGAUAUCUGGCUCUCUGGAUCCUCUCGCGUAAUUUGGGUCAACUGGUUGGAGGUGCAAUCAAUCUAUCUGUCAAUGUGAACACAGACACGACAGGCGGUAUCUCGCCGUCAACCUACCUCAUCUUCGUCGGUAUUGAAUGUAUCGGUUUCCCCGCUGCGUUGUUCCUCUCGCCCCCAGAGAAAGUACGUAGAGCGGACGGGACGGGAGUCCAUGUGGCCGCCGGGAAGUCGACUUGGAAGAAUGAGUUCAUAGAACUUGGGAAGGUCAUCACUUUGAAGCGGACAUUGCUACUUGUUGGAUUCUUCUUUUACUCUUUCUUCUACAUCUCAGUAUAUGGCACCUACUUGUCCACCUACUUCACCGUCCGCGCCCGCGCCCUCUCAAGCCUUGUCUCGCCCGCCUUCUGCAUCGUCGGUUGUUUUGCCCUUGGAUGGAUCUUGGAUCUCGAAAAUUUCACUCAGCGAAAGCGUGCUCAGAUGGGCUUUGCGCUCGUCGUCAUAUCUGCGAUCACGAUUUACAUAUACACGUGCGUCGUGCAGGCAGGAUUCAAUGCGCAUGAUCCGGGGACAUUCGAUUGGACCUCACCUGGCUGGGCGAGAGCUUUCAUGCCGUAUUUCCUCAUCCAGACGUUCGGCCCAAUUGGACAAUCAUACAUGUACUGGCUCAUCUCAUGCUAUGCAAAGGAUGUACAGACGAACUCCAGGAACGCGGGUGUGUUCCGGUCGCUUGAGGCUGUGGGACAAGCGGUCAGUUAUGGAAUCAAUUCGCAUGCGGAGAACCUGUUUGUUGGAUUCGGGAUAAACUUUGGAUUGUUAGUAGUUGUGGCUCCGCUCAUGUAUUUGGUCGUGCGGACUGUGCCGGAGAGGAUGCCUAUGGAGAUAGAGGAACAGAAGGAUCUGGAGAGGGCGAAGGCUCAGGUUCAACAUGCGCAGGAGCAGGAGGAACUGGAGGAAAAGUAG